AUGUCAAUCACUCUCCAGGACCCUCGACCCCUUUUGAGAAGCGUUGCUAAACUUGCUGCCUUCAAAGCACCCAUCUUCCGUCCCUUCCAGACUGUCUCCCAAUCCCCACCGCGGGGCCCAAAAAAGACUACGCCUGACAGGCCGAUUCAUCGUGAUCCACCAAUUCUAGUCAACUCAGCGCCAACCUUUUCGUUUGCGAAUCUUACGCUCAGUUGCCUCAAAGUGCGGGAUGCCUGUGCCUGCUCCAUCUGCGUUGACCCAUCGACGAAACAGCGCAAUUUUGAGACUUCCGAUCUCGACGAGAAAGUGAGCGCUGCAAAUGUUGUGCAUGAGGGCAAUAGAGUGGCCAUCGUAUGGAACGAGCGCGGUGGAGCUCACAUCUCGACGUAUGCUGCAUCCGACCUAACACGGAUGGCUAAGGCCAAUCUUCCUCGACACAAGCGUAUUUCGCCGCUGCGAAUUCUGUGGAAUAAAGACGAUUUCGCGAAGAACCAGCACUGGAUUUCCUUUGACGACUACAUGAGUAAUGAUAACGCCUUCAGGUUGUUCAUGCGCAGUUUGUCUAGAUAUGGGCUUGUGUUUGUUAAAGGUGUACCUAGGUCAACUGAAAGCGUAUCACAAAUUGCGACCAGGAUGGGGCCUCUGCGUAACUCAUUCUAUGGCUCAACCUGGGAUGUCCGUAGUGUUCCGGAUGCGAAAAAUGUUGCCUACACCAAUAAGUUUCUUGGGUUUCACAUGGAUCUCCUAUAUAUGGCUGAUCCGCCCGGUUACCAAUUGCUUCAUUGCAUGGAUAACUCCCUACCCGGCGGGGAAUCUCUAUUUUCAGAUGCCGUUCGUGUGGCUCAGAAUAUUUCGGAGGAGGAUAGAGCUGCGUAUGAUGACCUUUGCAAUACUCCAGUCCGAUUUGGCUACUUCAAUGAUGGGCAACGCUACGAAUAUACCCGCCCCACAAUCCAGGCUGAAGGCAACAGUAUGGUCCACGUCAAUUAUUCGCCGCCUUUCCAGGUUCCUCAAUUUGAUUUUAGUGGAAGAGAGGGCUCUACCUUCUCCCGUUGGACAAAGUCCAUGGAAUUAUUCUCCGGCAAGCUAAAUCACCCAGAUGGCAUUUUUGAGUUAAAGCUCAAAGAAGGUGAAUGUGUGAUAUUUGCGAAUAGGAGAGUUGUUCACGCCCGAAAAGAGUUCGAUUUGAAAGCGGGUGAUGAUAGGAAACGUUCUCGCUGGCUACGAGGUGCCUAUGUGGAUGAAGACGCUCUAAUAUCAAAAUUUGAAUAUUUUCGCGAACAGAAUCCAAAAGAAUGGCUUGAAAAAAACUAG
Ophidiomyces ophidiicola is the source of this 1314-nucleotide messenger RNA. RefSeq lists its product as uncharacterized. The record is from RefSeq and is a predicted model, not a curated record. Gene Ontology annotation, molecular function: oxidoreductase activity. The transcript has a single exon. Bases 1 to 1314 code for a protein of 437 amino acids. Gene Ontology annotation, biological process: carnitine biosynthetic process. NCBI's taxonomy places the organism in Eukaryota, Fungi, Ascomycota, Eurotiomycetes, Onygenales, Onygenaceae. Gene Ontology annotation, cellular component: mitochondrion.